AUGAAGACGCUUUCCUCCAUCUUCAUCGCCCUCGUCGCAAUUGCACUUGCCGUCUACAACAACGAGUACAUGCUUUCGAGACUCACACAGUCACUCAAACACGUCACAUCCCUCGCAAAGACCACCAAGCCCUCGUACAACACCACCCAAGACAUGACGACCAUGUUCCGCGGACUGCCCGUCAUCCCCGACGAGGCCUUUACAACCGAUGCGCCCCGCAACAUCGCAAAGUCGUUCCUUGCGAUUGAGCAGUCCGAAGGCGCAGGAGCCAAAGUGAGGAGGAGUGUCGGCACCCCAAAGCUCCGCAACUUCUCCCCGUUCCUCAUGCUCGACCACUUUGCCAUUCCACCAGGCGCAGGUUUCCCAGACCACCCACACAGAGGCCAGGAAACCAUCACAUAUCUUCUCUCGGGCGCCGUCGACCACGAAGACUUUGCAGGCAACAAGGGAACCAUCGAGCAGGGCGAUCUGCAGUUCAUGACAGCCGGCCGCGGCAUCGUCCACGCUGAGAUGCCACGCCAGAACGAAGACGGUGCGCCCAAUGUCGGAAUGCAACUCUGGGUCGAUCUGCCUAAGGAGCUGAAGUCGUGCGAACCGCGUUACCGAGAUCUACGUGCCAAGGAGAUCCCUGAGACGACUGCCGACCAUGGCAAGGUGCACGUCAAGGUCAUCAGCGGACAAGCCUACGGCACCGAAAGUCUGAAGGAGUUGGCAUACACCCCUGUCUGGCUGCUCGACUUCACAGUCCAGCCCGGUGGCAAAGUCAAGCAGCCCCUACCAAAGGGCUGGAACGCUUUUGCCUACCUCCUCAACGGCACCACCAUCUUCUCGUCCGACGGCGUAUCGCGACCUGUCGAACAAUACCACAACGUCGUCUUCGACAGCAACGGCGACAGCAUCGAAGCCUCAGUCGAAGAGGGCGCCGAGAAGGAGUCGAGAUUCAUUCUCGUCGCUGGACUUCCCCUCGAUCAGCCCAUUGUACAAUACGGGCCAUUUGUCGUAACGUCAAGAGACGAGGUCAUGCAGGCUAUGAUGGACUACCAGAGCUAUUCAAAUGGGUUUGAAAGAGCAAACAACUGGGAAAGUGAGAUUGGAAAGAGUAUGGUUCACUAA
Molecule: messenger RNA, 1113 nt
Organism: Alternaria burnsii
Lineage: Eukaryota; Fungi; Ascomycota; Dothideomycetes; Pleosporales; Pleosporaceae
Exons: 2
Coding region: 1-1113 (370 amino acids)
Source: RefSeq, a predicted model, not a curated record